This is a messenger RNA of Aspergillus ibericus CBS 121593, 897 nucleotides long. RefSeq lists its product as uncharacterized. Lineage: Eukaryota; Fungi; Ascomycota; Eurotiomycetes; Eurotiales; Aspergillaceae. The record is from RefSeq and is a predicted model, not a curated record. The coding region runs from base 254 to 676 and encodes 140 amino acids. The transcript has 2 exons.
AAUAAUUUGUAGCUCCUCUGCCAAUGGAUUUGUCGACGCUCUGUGCCGUCCACAACGAAACGCAAGGCUGUGUGAAUGAUGCCCUAGUUGAUACCGCUCCUGACGAGGGUAUAUAAGCGAGUUGUAUACCACAGCUCAUGAGCAUCAUUCUAGUCUCAUCAGAUUAUUUUCAUACUCUAAGAAGCCUUUCACAGUUGAAGAAUCAUACUCUUUGAUCAUUGUCGACAUCUGGAUCUACGAAAGCUAAACAAUCAUGGCUAUGCGAGCAUUUUCAAGCACCGCCGGACAGUUGAAGCAGCUCAAUUGGAGUCUCUACGGAACAACCAUCGACGUCAACUGGUUGAUCCAGCAGAUCGAGCGCUCCAUCGAUGAAGUUCCCGGGUUGAGGGCUCGUGUUGUCAGCGCGCAGGUAAUCGGAAAUCCUCACCCCACCCCCAACCGCAACGACCCGUACCAUGGAUCCGUGGUCCUUCUGGACAAGGAAGGUAAACGGGUUACAUCCGCGCAUGCCUACCUCAACGGGUAUGUCAAGUUUUCCAGAGAGACGGCAUUCAAGCCCGUGAAGCUUCCCCCGAUACCUGGAGCACCAGUCUUCCCGCCGGAGGGCAUCGAGACUGUGAAGUCUAGUUCGCCGUCUGGAUCUAAUCAGUCGACCUCUAAGACGGGCAAGAAAUGAUAGAUAAGCAUCAUUAGUUGCGCUGGAUAUGUGGUCUGCAGGCAGAUGUAUGAUUGGGUUUUGUUGUCACUAGUGCAUGUUUGGCUGGCCUUCUUGUUGGUUGUUUCAUAUGAUUUUGCCUUGAUAUUUUCCAUGAAUAUUCCAUAUUAGAUCCAUCCAUGUAGUUAUUAUGGCGAGGGCAGAAAGCUAUGUAAGGUUGGCUCUAUCCACUGUGGUUGGAG